GAGUGUGUGUCAGUUGUGAUUCUCAUGCCCUGGGUGUGAGUGUAGAGGGGGAGGCCACAGCACCUGAAGGCUGAGUGACUGGCCUCAUUCUGAUAUCCUUCCAGAAAGAUGAAGCAUCUGUUGGUCUGGCUGCUCCUCUCCUCCCUCUGUUCCCUCUCUUCUUGGGAGAUAAGAGGCACGUUGGUGGUGAUCCAGUCUCCUCAUAAUGUAACAGUAACAGAGGGGGACACUGUUCAGAUCCAGUGCUGCUGGAAUCAAAAUGUGUCAAGAGGGACAGUUAAUUGGCAUAAAAAAGGACACCCCGAUAUAAAAUAUAAGAGUGUCCUGGUCACCUACAGUCAGUGUCAUGACAGGGCAUCUCAGCACACUGUAGCCUGUAACUGCUCAAAUUGGACCAUCUCAAACCUCACUAGAAAUGACUCGGGUACCUACAUCUGUAAGGUUUCUUUAGAGAUCCCAUCUCUGAUUGAAUCCGUGGGGAACGGGACACGGAUAACAGUUACGUCCCAAAACACAACAAACAAUGAUUCCUCAGAAGAAAAACUGCUCCAGCAGCUGCUUGUCAUGAUUCCACUUGCUGUCCUGCCACUGUUCCUCCUGCCUCUCAUCUGCCUGUACAGGGCAUGGAAAAGACACCAAGGUGGUGCCCCAGACAGAACAGUCAGGGUGAUCCACGAGGCUCCCAACCAUGAGGACGAGGAGUUGAAGAUGGAGGAGCUGGAAGAGGCGGCCAACCAGAGCUCUUCCUCCUCCUCCAGAGGAUCCACCCAAUGGUGUCAAGUCCAGGUGUAUGAAUCACUUGAUUACUUGGCUUUACCAACCCAAGACAAAGGUUAAGGACCGGCUGUGAAUGUAUGUUUCUAUUGCGUUUCAUGUGUCAGUCAUUUCUGUAGGUAUUUUACAGUAUGUAUGUACAGUGUAUUUUUUAUGUGUGUGGUUUUUUUUUUUUAAAUUUGAUUGCAGUAGGUAAUUACUGCUAUUGUUUCUUCUUUAAACCAUUUUUACUGUGUGGAAUGUACUUUAUUCUCCAGUGAGGAAGUGAAAGGGAAACUCAUGUAAAUUUAGGUUGUGCAAUGAGGUACUUUUACAAAGAUCUGUGAAUAGUUACUCUUUAUUUGACUCUGGUUUGUAUCUUAGACCUAUGCAAAAGCCAGUGUUCACAUGAAAAGUGUGCAUGUGAAUGUGUCCAUGUGCCUGACAAGAGACAAUAAUAAUGACUGCAAAUGGAAAAUACAGUAGAAUUGAAAAAUGCCCAACGAUUGAGCAUCAGACAAAAAUCAUCCAGUCCAGGGAUGCAGCCUUAAGAUUCUCAGUUUAACUGGUGUUAUAUUACCAGUGGAAAUGAUGGUAUCUGGGGGCUUUCUCAUAGGCUCUCUCUCGUAUGCUCUCUCAUAGGUCAGUGACAGGAAAUGGAAACAGAGCAGACGGUGACAGUAUAUGCUUAUAUCUCAGGUAGUAACCAUGGCCCCUCGUCUGCUGUCGACUACAGGAUGAACAGAAAUGAGAAACAGAACAGUUUUACAAUAGAUGUGAUUGCAUUACAAAUUGACACACACUCAUACACAUUGUGAAAUUGUUUGAGUAACAGGUCAUGUACAUUUCAGCUAUUUAGAGCUGUUUAGCUGACACUCUUAUCAGUUGCUCACAGCUAACAAAUGAUACGCUCACAAUAGUUGUCAACGCUUAACACAUUAUAUAUAUUCAUGUAUUAUCCUACAACUUGCCCCAAUGAGUCACUAGGUCCUGCAGUUACAAAGUAAGCAGACACACACCUACUCACAUCUUAUAAAAACAAACAACCGUUUGUAACCAUGGCUGCACACCUACCAAGACAGAAUUGUUAGGCACAGUAACACAUUCUCACUGCUUAUGCCGUAUGGCAAGAUCCUUGUUUUCCUAUUUACACGUUUACUUGUAAUCAUCAGAGAUUCAUCUGAUAUAUGAAGUUGUGUUUUGAUAUUGAACAAACGUGUUUAAUUCAGUGGAUUGAUUACUGUAAAAGAUGUAGAAGACUGGAAAUGUUUGGAUUUUGCGAUGCACGCAGACACACAGGUUGUCUUUUGAAGAAAGCGUCACUAUAUAGGGAUCAUAAAUGUUUACUAGAAAAGAGAGCAGCAUUUCCAGGAAACAGUGCUGCAGAUGUGACCAGAUUCACACACAGAACAGAGAUACACAAAGAUUUUCAGAACUUAACCAAGAUAGACCACAGCUUGUCGUUUCAAAUGGGAACAAAUGAGUCAGAGUGUGCAGAACAAAGAAGGAGGUGGGCAGAGCCAAGCACAUAUCCUAUUGGCGCGUUCUAGUAUUAUCUGCAUAUUUCCGUUACGGAACGCCUACUCUGUGAAGUGUGCAAUAACUCAAUUCGCCUUUGCAUUUUUCUUUUACUUUGAAAAGAGUAAAGUCUAUAAAACGUU
Messenger RNA from Oncorhynchus gorbuscha (pink salmon), 2414 nucleotides. RefSeq lists its product as uncharacterized. NCBI's taxonomy places the organism in Eukaryota, Metazoa, Chordata, Actinopteri, Salmoniformes, Salmonidae. Gene Ontology annotation, biological process: B cell differentiation; B cell receptor signaling pathway. The transcript has 5 exons. The record is from RefSeq and is a predicted model, not a curated record. Bases 109 to 837 code for a protein of 242 amino acids. Gene Ontology annotation, cellular component: external side of plasma membrane; B cell receptor complex.